AUGGCCGAAACCGAAACCGUUAUGGCGACGAAACCAAGAGUUCGCCGUUUCGUAAGAUUUGGGAUUUUUCUAAUCUCUCACAGUAACUAUGUUAGCUUCAUUGGUUUCGUAUCAGGAAUCGUUGCUCUUCUUCUUCUACCUAUACUCGCUAAGAAUACUUACAUUUCCGAAAAUGCCCUCAUGCCAGGUUCUGCUAACAACAUGCUCUCUACUCAACAUGUUUCCCACGCUACCGAAUUCGUCAAUGAUUUAACUGAUUCUGUUGGUGAAAGUCAUAAAAUUGUUGCACAGUAUAUGUCAGCGUUGGAUGCUGAGGUUACUUAUCACAAGUUCCAUCCUCAACUGAAUCAAUUUCAUCCGUUGCACUUUUUCACAAGUCCCGAUUCGGGUAUAGUCUCAAAAAAUAUAAGCUGUUCAUCACUUGGAAUCAACAUUGCUGGAAUAAUUAGAGCACCACGGGGUGAUGGCAAGGAAUCUAUUGUCUUGGUAACACCUUACAAUCCAAGGAAAGUUGGUCCUGGAGAGGCUUUGUCUUUGGGCAUUGCUUACUCGGUGUUCUCACUGCUUUCACGGGUUACUUGGCUGGCAAAGGACGUCGUAUGGCUUGUGGCAGAUUCACAAUACGGAGAAUAUUCUGCAGUGGCUGCUUGGCUAAGAGAAUACCAGGCUCCUGCAUUCCGUGAAGCUGACAUAGAUAAUAGUGAAACUUGCAAUGCUAUUAAUGAACUUGGACAAAAUCCUUCUUCUGAUAGGAAGUUAUACGGUGGUUUUAGACGUGCUGGAACUAUGGCUGCAGCUCUUGUAAUAAAAGUUGCUGAACAAGGUAACCGUCAUGAAGACAUUCUUAAUAUCUACCCUGAGGCGUCAAAUGGGCAGAUGCCAAACCUUGACCUCAUCAAUAUUGUAAAUUAUCUCGGAGUGCAUAAACGUGGUUUGCGGGUAAAAGUGAAUAAGAUGUUUUCUCUAUUUGGCUCUAGGUGGCUUAAUACUUUGGGUGGUAUAUUGGAAUCUCUGGGACAAAUUGCUAGGAGCUUGAAUCCUCAAUGGAAGUUUGGUAUUUCUGCUACUGAGUAUGUUGAGGGUGCAGCUACACUGGCAAGUUCAUUGUAUUUACAGGGGUUGGGUGUUCCCACUGGUCCUCAUGGUGCCUUCCGUGAUUACCAAGUUGACGCAAUCACUCUGGAAAUUUCACCAAAAAUUUCUCCUAAUAAAAUGAUCAGUCAUAGUCGUAAUGAAUUUAUUCUCCGUGGUGGAAGGUUGAUUGAAGGAGUCGUACGCUCAAUAAACAACCUUCUUGAGAAGUUCCAUCAGUCGUUCUUUUUGUACCUCUUGACAUCUUCUAGUAAAUUUGUGUCUGUGGGAGUUUACAUGAUUCCAUUUGCAUUGCUUAUUGCACCACUUCCGAUAGUUGCGGGAUCUCUCUAUGCCGAAGCGACCAAAUCCAUACCUUCCUCUGAAGUUGUUGUCAGACACAGUUCUUGGAAAUGGCUGAACUCAGCCAGAAAGGUUUUGGCCAUUCAUUUAUGGGGUGCUGUUGUUUCCUUACUCCCAUAUUUCCUAUAUCAAAUACCGAAUUCCACCCCAACAACAAACAUUACAGUGUGGGGUUUACUAUCAGCUCUUAGCCUCCUAAUUUUAUACUUCGUAUUGGGUUCUCCAAUUUUCGAAUCCGCUACAUCCCAACCCGAGAAAGACGAAUGGGCCAGCUUAAAGUCUGUAACAAUAGCAACCGCUUUCAUUGGUUUAUCUCUCAUGUCAGUAAUUAACUUCGCAACAGCAGAAAUCGGAGCAUUACUCAUUGUCCCAAUUUGUUUGAUUGCUCGACCGUUGAAGCUUGAUAUUCGAUCCAGGAGUUUCAGAACCUUAUCGAGGGCCGCAUGUAAUCUUGCUCUAAGUCUUAUUGUGUUUCCUCCAGUAGCAUAUUUUUUAAUAAAAGGCGCAUUUGAAGAUUCUUAUGGUGUUAAUGUUGGUGAUUAUUGGAACUGGGUGGAAUCUCUUUGGACAUGGAACAGUGCUACUUACCUCUAUGUAGGCAUAGUUCAUCUACCAUGCUGGGCACUUUGUAUUCAUAUUUUAUUUCAUCCUUGUUGA
Lathyrus sativus (Indian pea) is the source of this 2091-nucleotide messenger RNA. The record is from the annotation of a GenBank genome assembly. Lineage: Eukaryota; Viridiplantae; Streptophyta; Magnoliopsida; Fabales; Fabaceae.